UUUCCUCUGGAAAGGUGGAGGUGGAGAAGCUUCAACAUCAUGGGGAAUGCAGGCAGCAUGGAUUCUAACCAGACUGAAUUCAAGGCGCACAAUAUGCCCCUAAAGCUGCCCAUGCCCGAGCCAGGUGAACUGGAGGAGCGAUUUGCGGUGGUGCUGAAUGCUAUGAACUUACCACCUGAUAAAGCCAGAUUGUUGCGGCAGUAUGAUAACGAGAAAAAAUGGGAACUUAUCUGUGAUCAGGAAAGAUUUCAAGUAAAGAAUCCUCCACACACAUAUAUCCAGAAGCUGAAAGGCUACCUAGAUCCAGCAGUAACAAGGAAGAAGUUUCGCAGAAGAGUGCAGGAGUCCACUCAAGUGCUAAGGGAGCUGGAGAUAUCUUUGCGGACAAAUCACAUAGGGUGGGUACGGGAAUUUCUCAAUGAAGAAAAUAAAGGACUGGAUGUACUGGUGGAAUAUCUUUCCUUUGCACAAUAUGCAGUCACGUUUGACUUUGAGUGUCUGGAGAAUAAUGUAGAAAACAAUGUUGACAAGUCGAAACAUUGGAGCCGGUCCAUUGAGGACUUACAUAGAGGUGGCAACCUACCUUCUCCUGUUGGGAAUAGUAUUACUCGGUCAGGCAGACAUUCUACCUUAAGGUAUAAUACUUUGCCAAGCAGAAGGACGUUAAAGCACUCAAGAUUAGUGAGUAAAAAGGACGACGUCCACGUCUGUGUCAUGUGUUUGCGGGCGAUCAUGAAUUACCAGUAUGGUUUCAACAUGGUCAUGUCCCAUCCACAUGCUGUCAAUGAGAUUGCACUAAGUCUGAACAAUAAGAACCCCAGAACAAAAAAACUUGUAUUAGAACUGCUAGCAGCUGUCUGCCUUGUCCGCGGAGGACACGAAAUCAUUUUAUCAGCGUUCGAUAACUUCAAGGAGGUGUGCGGCGAGAAGCAGAGAUUUGAGAAGCUCAUGGAACAUUUCAGGAAUGAAGACAACAAUAUUGAUUUUAUGGUGGCCUGUAUGCAGUUCAUUAAUAUCGUAGUCCAUUCUGUAGAAGACAUGAAUUUCAGAGUCCAUCUUCAGUAUGAAUUCACCAAAUUAGCCUUGGAUGAAUAUCUGGAUAAACUGAAGCAUACGGAGAGUGACAAGCUUCAGGUCCAGAUUCAGGCCUAUCUAGAUAAUGUGUUUGAUGUUGGUGCUCUACUGGAGGAUGCGGAGACCAAGAACGCAGCACUGGAGAGAGUGGAAGAACUGGAAGAAAACAUUUCUCAUCUUUCUGAAAAGCUCCUAGACACAGAAAAUGAAGCGAUGUCAAAAAUUGUAGAACUGGAAAAACAGCUCAUGCAAAGACAUAAAGAACUGGAAAUUGCUCUGGAAGUCUGUAAAGAUGCAAAUACACAAGUCAGCACGCUGCGUAAAAUGGUCAAGGAGAAGGAGGAAGCCAUUCAGAGACAAUCCACUCUGGAAAGAAAGAUCCAUGAGUUGGAAAAACAGGGGACUCUUAAAAUUCAGAAGAAAGGCGAUGGAGAUUUAUCCAUCAUGUCGAUGGUGACGGGGGGUGUGCCGUCAGGGGCAGAGGUGGUGCCUGGAGCAUCAAUAUGUACUGGUAUGCCACAGACUGGACAUCCUGUGCCUGCUGGAGCACCCGCAAGUGUAUCAGGAACUUCUGUAUCUUCAGCAGCAACCCCUCCACCUCUACCUCCUUUGUCCUCAAACACUGGGGAAGUGGAAACUGGUGCUACACCAGCAGCCAUGCCACCUGCACCGCCUCCCCCACCUCCUCCUCCACCACCUCCUCCACCACCACCACCUCCUCUACCAACUGCAGAGUAUCCAGUUCCUCCACCUCCUCCUCCUCCACCAGGAGCUCCUCCUUUUCCAGGAACCGCCUCACCCACAGUUAUAUUUAACUCAGGACUUGCAGCUGUGAAAAUUAAGAAGCCCAUCAAGACUAAGUUCAGGAUGCCAGUAUUCAACUGGGUUGCUCUAAAACCCAACCAGAUCAAUGGCACAGUCUUCAAUGAAAUCGACGAUGAAAGGAUACUGGAGGAUUUAAAUGUUGAUGAAUUUGAGGAAAUUUUCAAGACGAAAGCCCAGGGCCCGUCCAUUGACAUCAGCUCCAGCAAGCAGAAAGUAGCACCUAAAUGCUCUAACAAAGUGACGUUGCUAGAGGCCAACAGAGCCAAGAACCUGGCCAUCACCUUGAGGAAAGCGGGCAAGACAGCAGAGGAAAUCUGCCGAGCCAUUCAGCAGUUUGACCUGAAAACACUUCCCGUGGAUUUUGUAGAAUGUUUGAUGAGGUUCAUGCCCACAGAGGCUGAGGUGAAGAUGUUACGGACUUAUGAGCGGGAGAAAAAGCCUUUGGAGAACGUGUCGAAUGAGGAUCGCUUUAUGAUGCAGUUUAGCAAGAUAGAGCGGCUGAUGCAGAAGAUGACCAUCAUGGCGUUCAUUGGAAAUUUCUCAGAAAGCAUCCAGAUGUUAACACCGCAACUUCAUGCAAUAAUAGCUGCCUCGGUCUCCAUUAAGUCUUCUCAGAAGCUAAAGAAAAUACUUGAGAUUAUAUUGGCUCUUGGGAAUUACAUGAACAGCGGUAAACGUGGAGCCGUGUAUGGGUUCAAACUUCAAAGCUUAGACUUGCUUCUGGACACCAAGUCAACGGACAGAAAACAGACAUUGUUGCACUAUAUAUCCAAUGUUGUACGGGACAAGUACUCGCUGGUCGCCCUGUUCUACAAUGAGAUCCACUAUGUGGAGAAAGCUGCCGCAGUCUCUCUUGAAAAUGUCCUUUUGGAUGUAAAAGAACUUCAGCGAGGAAUGGAUCUGACGAAACGAGAGUACACCAUGCACGAUCACAACGUAAUGCUCAAAGAAUUCAUACAUAACAAUGAAGGGAGGCUGAAGAAGUUGCAGGAUGAUGCCAAAAUCUCGCAAGAUGCCUUUGAUGAUGUGGUGAAAUAUUUUGGUGAAAAUCCGAAGACCACUCCUCCAUCUGUGUUCUUCCCAGUUUUCGUCCGAUUUGUGAAAGCCUACAAGCUAGCAGAUGAGGAGAACGAGAUGAGGAAAAAACAGGAACAGGCCCUCAUAGAGAAACUUCUAGAACAAGAAGCCAUGAUGGACCAACAAGAUCAAAAGUCUCCACAUAAAUCUAAGCUUAAACAGCAGGAGUUAAUAGCGGAGCUGAGGAAGAAACAAGUUAAAGAUAAUAGACAUGUGUAUGAGGGCAAAGAUGGCGCCAUUGAGGAUAUCAUCACAGAUCUUAGAAGCCAGCCCUAUAGGAGAGCCGACGCGGUGAGAAGAAGCGUAAGGAAGCGAUUUGACGACCAGAACCUGCGCUCUGUCAAUGGUGCUGAAAUAUCCGUAUGAGACGGAGAAUUCGCCACACGCGCGCGCGUGUGUGUGUGACGUAUCCCUUGCACAAUACACAAGGCGCCGCCCUCGCCGUGACUGCAGCUUUGUAAACAAUGCCGUUUUUUUAAACCUUUGAACUGACAAGGGCUUAAACUGGACAAAAAAAAAAAAAUGUGCAUAGUGACUGAAACACGCUGAGCUGUCCACUCUGAACAGAUGUGUAUCCGACUGUAGCUAACAAGUGCCUAAAUCCAAAAUACCUGGUCAGACAGAUCCAAGCAAUAGAUGGGGUUUGGUCAGGUAGCAUUCACACCAAUACGUUACUCAGUAUUUUUAACCAAAAUGUAAAAUAUAUGAUUUUACUUUUGUUACAUACAUGUCAAAAAGAGCGACCGCCAGUAGCUGCUGUGGGUUUCUCGAUGAUUUGUAAAUAAGUGAAACUGAAGUACGGACCGGCCGAAGGGGGUCCCGAAGAAGCAUUAGCGUGCUGUCAGUCUUGUGCUUACGUUGCACUUAAUGGUCAUUAAAGAAGAACUCCAGCCUAAGUAGAACGCUGGUUAUUUUAAAGGUACACUCCAGGCAAACGUGACUUUUUGCAUUGAUACUCCUUCAGGUGACUUGACCUACCUACUUUGUAGAUGGCCUCCUUGCUACAGCUGUAUGGCUGCCGUUCUUAUUUCCGGAUUCAAGUAUGAAAAUGCAGGCUAGGCGUUCCUGGUUCCAAGCACCCUUUGCAGUUCCCAGAGGGAGGUUGCACAGCACAGAGUCAUGUGACAGGAGCCUGGGCCAGAGCUACAGCAAGAAGUCUGCCUUAUCUAGUUACAGUUGUGUAAAACUCAGAAUGUAAAUGUAAAGUGUGCUAAAAAGAUAA
This is a messenger RNA of Nanorana parkeri, 4198 nucleotides long. It is a transcript of the gene FMNL2, whose product is annotated as formin like 2. Gene Ontology annotation, molecular function: actin filament binding; small GTPase binding. Lineage: Eukaryota; Metazoa; Chordata; Amphibia; Anura; Dicroglossidae. The record is from RefSeq and is a predicted model, not a curated record. Gene Ontology annotation, biological process: cell migration; cortical actin cytoskeleton organization; regulation of cell shape. The transcript has 26 exons. Bases 40 to 3342 code for a protein of 1100 amino acids. Gene Ontology annotation, cellular component: cytosol.